GAGGCCAAGCCUUUUUGGAGAUCUCCCAACGCAAAAGAAGCGAUUCAUCUGUCCCAGUUUUUUUGUUACUUGAACAAAGGAUCUACUAGGGAUGCCGUACAGAAGAGUAUACAUUGGAAAACUGCCAAACGACGUUACGCAGAGGGAGGUUGAGAAACUCGUAACCGAGUUUGGCAGGGUCGCUGAGUAUCGUAUCCUCAGUGGAUAUGCUUUCGUUGAGUUUGAGAACGAGCAAGACGCCCGAGACUGCGUCAAAGUUCUCGAUGGUGAGAAAUUCCACCAUGCAAGAUUGAUUGUUGAACCUGCGCAUACUCAAGCGGACCGCAGAAGGCGCGACCAAUAUGUCCCAACUACAACCCGACGUGGCGGACGUAGUUCCCACCGGAUCAUCGUUCAGAACUUGCCCAACCGCACGUCCUGGCAGGAUUUGAAAGAUCUUAUGCGGAAAGCCGGAGAAGUUAUUUAUACCGACGUCUCACGUGAAGGCGAAGGUAUCGUGGAGUUUUCCAAUCUAUCGGAUAUGGAGGAGGCUAUGCGCAUGUUCCAAGACUAUGACUACGAAGGCCAGACUCUAAGUGUGAAGGAGGAGCGAUCCGGAAGCCCCCAGCGUCGGUCGGACAGAUCAUCGCGACGCCGAUCUGUGUCUCCUCGUCGCCGUUCCCCAUCACCGCGGCGUCGCUCGAGAUCACCUCGCCGUUAAAUAGUAAAUUGAGAGUUGGACAGUUGAGCUCAGUUAGGGUGUGGAAACAGUGCUUCUUCCCAAUAACGUAGUGUCGUCGAUAGGUCAGUUAAUAGCUCCAUAGGAACGCCCGCAGCAGUCUUAUGGCACUGAUUCGGGAAAUGACAUUUUGUAAUUGAGCCGUCGUCCAUCCGGAUUAUAAUUGAUGUUUAAGCAUCAUUCAUCUAACGGCCUCUUUCGGGGAUUGUUUGGAGUAGGGUUGGUUGUUGGAGGGUCGCGAAUUCCGUCUCCCUACCCGGACUGUCCUUUGAGAAUAUCGAACGGAAAACGCCUGCGUCUCUCACUUACCGUGACUGCGUACUGAAUGGUACGCUGCUGGAGGUUAGGAGAUUUGACUAUCAUUGCAUGCCUGGGAAA
Molecule: messenger RNA, 1096 nt
Organism: Spizellomyces punctatus DAOM BR117
Lineage: Eukaryota; Fungi; Chytridiomycota; Chytridiomycetes; Spizellomycetales; Spizellomycetaceae
Exons: 7
Coding region: 92-700 (202 amino acids)
Cellular component (GO): cytoplasm; ribonucleoprotein complex; nucleus
Molecular function (GO): mRNA binding
Source: RefSeq, a predicted model, not a curated record